AUGAUGCUCAAGAUGCUGCCGUUUAAGCUGCUGCUGGUGGCCGUGGUUCUGUGCUUCUUCGAGGGGGAUGCCAAGUUUGGGGAGAGCGGCGCCCGGAGGAGAAGGUGCCUCAACGGGACCCCGCCGCGGCGGCUGAAGAAGCGGGACCGGCGGGUGCUGUCCCCGGAGGCCCCGGGCGGCGGGGAGGCGAUGUGCCGCGGCCUCUACCCCCGCCUGUCCUGCUGCUCCCGCUCCGAGGCGCAGGGUCUGCCGCUACCCGAAGCCAAGGUCCUUUCUGUUACCAACAACACAGAAUGUGCAAAGCUGCUGGAGGAAAUCAAGUGUGGACACUGCUCACCUCACGCUCAGAACCUAUUCCACUCAGCUGAGAAAGGGGAAACUCCUGAAAAAGAACUAAUGCUUCCCUAUCUGUGCAAAGACUAUUGUAAAGAGUUCUAUUACACCUGCAGAGGUCACAUACCAGGUUUCCUCCAAACUACAGCUGAUGAGUUUUGCUAUUACUAUGCAAGAAAAGAUGGUGGUGUGUGCUUUCCAGAUUUUCCAAGAAAACAAGUGCGAGGGCCAGCUUCUAACUCCCUGGACCACAUGGAAGAAUACGACAAAGAGGAAGAGAUCAGCAGAAAACACAAGCACAACUGCUUCUGCAUUCAGGAGGUUGUGAGUGGACUGAGGCAGCCUGUUGGAGCAGUACAUUGUGGGGAUGGAUCCCAUCGCCUCUUCGUUCUUGAGAAAGAAGGAUACGUGAAGAUCUUCACUCCUGAAGGAGACAUACUCAAGGAACCUUUUUUGGAUAUACACAAGCUUGUUCAAAGUGGAAUAAAGGGAGGAGAUGAAAGAGGACUGUUAAGCCUUGCAUUCCACCCCAAUUACAAGAAAAAUGGAAAGCUGUAUGUGUCUUAUACCACCAACCAAGAACGGUGGGCUAUUGGACCUCAUGACCACAUCCUUAGGGUCGUAGAGUACACAGUAUCCAGGAAAAAUCCACACCAAGUUGACAUGAGGACAGCAAGAGUGUUUUUAGAAGUAGCAGAACUCCAUCGAAAACAUCUAGGAGGACAGCUGCUGUUUGGCCCAGAUGGCUUCCUAUACAUUUUUCUUGGAGAUGGCAUGAUCACUCUGGAUGACAUGGAGGAGAUGGAUGGUUUAAGUGAUUUUACAGGUUCUGUAUUGCGCCUCGAUGUCAAUACUGACCUGUGCAAUGUCCCUUACUCCAUCCCACGGAGCAACCCACACUUCAACAGCACCAACCAACCUCCUGAGAUUUUUGCACAUGGACUCCACAAUCCAGGCCGGUGUGCUGUGGACCGGCACCCAACAGAUGUAAACGUCAAUUUAACUAUACUUUGUUCAGACUCAAAUGGAAAGAACAGAUCUUCAGCAAGGAUCUUACAAAUAAUAAAGGGCAAAGACUAUGAGAGUGAGCCCUCCCUUCUAGAAUUCAAACCCUUCAGCAGUGGCUCCCUGGUUGGUGGAUUUGUGUACCGGGGCUGCCAGUCGGAGCGGCUCUAUGGAAGUUACGUGUUUGGAGACCGCAACGGAAAUUUUUUAACACUGCAACAGAGUCCUGCAACCAAACAGUGGCAAGAGAAACCCCUCUGUCUUGGCAACACUGGCUCAUGUAGAGGUUUCUUUUCAGGCCCUGUCUUGGGAUUUGGAGAAGAUGAAUUAGGUGAGAUUUACAUAUUAUCAAGCAGUAAAAGUAUGACACAGCCUCACAGUGGAAAACUCUACAAGAUCGUUGACCCAAAAAGGCCUUUAGUCCCUGAAGAAUGCAAAAGAACAGCUCAGCCUGCACAUAUCCUGACAUCUGAAUGCUCAAGGCACUGUCGGAACGGGCACUGCACUCCCACAGGAAAAUGCUGCUGUAAUCAAGGCUGGGAAGGAGAGUUCUGCAGAACUGCAAAAUGCGACCCGGCCUGUCGACAUGGAGGUGUCUGUGUAAGGCCCAAUAAAUGCUUGUGUAAAAAAGGCUAUCUCGGCCCCCAGUGUGAACAAGUGGACAGAAACAUCCGAAGAGUGACAAGGGCAGGUAUUCUGGAUCAGAUCCUAGACAUGACAUCCUAUUUGCUGGAUCUAACCAGCUACAUUGUAUAGUUUCUGGGACUAUUUGGAAACUCCACUUUCAGCGGGCAUUUGUUUUGAAUCCUGUCGUUUUUGAAAGACUGUUAUCCUGCAACAAACACCGGUGAUUUGAUUUCCUUUAUUAAUUUAAGUGUAAUAUCCACCAAUGUGCAGAAAAAUCCCCUGUAUGUGUGUAAAUAUUCCUGCACGUCUCCACAGGCGUCCCGAUAUCCAAUAUGUGCACACAUACACACGCAGCCGCUAUCACAAAUACGGUUUUGCAGAGAGUGGAAUCUUUUUUAAUAUUUAUUUCUUCAUGAGAAAUAGUUUACGAAGCAAUUCCACUGUAAAACAUAUUUUUGUCAAAGGAUUUUGCUGAUGUCUUAAUGAAUUCUUUGACAUCCCAGAAAUCUCGUUCCUGUACCUAUCUGAUUAUAGCAGUGAGAAAGCAGUUUCCAAACAUCACUGUAUAAACUGCUGGACUUAAUAAAAUCCAGUUGUAACAGUUUCUAAGGUAAACUGAACUCCAUCAUGAGACAAUAUUUCAGAACUGCUUAAUGCAUUCCUAUCUAGGCAAUUCAUUGUAAGACUGUAACCUUCACUUUCAUCAAUGUAACUCUAUUACAGAAUGUUAUUUCUUUAUCUAGCAUAGAUGCAAAAAUCUGGUUAUCGCAGCUUAAUAUCAAGAUUGUUUCAAGUGUUUAAUAAUUAAAUUAUAUUCGCAUAUUUCAAAACCAGUCAUCCUAGAAGGUCUGCUUUUUAUCAUAUAUUUUAUUUAACGAUGGGCACUGGGUUCAUGUUACAUAUUUAUAUUAUUUUAUUUUAUUUUUCUAAUAUAGACAUCACCUAGAUGAGACAGCUUUACCAUGUCCUGUAAAAUACUAAAGUUACAUUUUUCACCAAGGUAAUUGGAAAGACUGGGAAAGAGAGAGCAAACACACACUUCAAUGUGUUGUGGAUCUAAUCUAGAAGUGUACCCUUGUGUCAACUUGUGUUCAUUUACAGUGGAUGAGAAAAAAAAGCA
This is a messenger RNA of Melozone crissalis (California towhee), 3085 nucleotides long. It is a transcript of the gene HHIP, whose product is annotated as hedgehog interacting protein. The transcript has 13 exons. The record is from RefSeq and is a predicted model, not a curated record. Lineage: Eukaryota; Metazoa; Chordata; Aves; Passeriformes; Passerellidae. The coding region runs from base 1 to 2094 and encodes 697 amino acids.